AUGGCGAUAACCUCGUUGGGCUUCGCCAGUCCUCUUUCCUUCUCUCUACGCCAUCUCAAGCAAUCCCAUUGCGCUUUCCCUUCAAAAGCCUCACGUCAUUUGACUCUGCGCUCCUCCACCACCUCCGCCGCCACUAUGGCUAAUUCCUCUAACGACCACCACCCAUCGCUAGAAGUUAUCGGCGGAGCUAUGGAGAAAUUGCUCCCGGCAUUCAAAACCAUCAAUCUACCGUACAAUCCUUAUCCGGUUUUUGGUUGGAACCGGCACGUGGAGACCAUUUUCGCUGCGUUCUUCCGGUCCCUACCCGACGUCAGAUUCCGGCGUGAGUGUCUCCGCACUCAAGACAACGGUGCCGUCGCCCUCGACUGGGUCUCCGGCGAUGAUAGAACGCUUCCUUCUGAGUCUCCGGUGCUCAUUUUGCUGCCAGGUCUUACUGGUGGGAGUGGCGACACAUAUGUGAGGCAUAUGCUGUUGAGAGCUAGGAACAAGGGAUGGCGCGUGGUGGUGUUUAAUAGCAGAGGUUGUGGAGACAGCCCUGUUACCACACCUCAGUUUUAUUCAGCUUCAUUUCUUGGCGAUAUAUCUGAGGUGGUUGCACAUGUUGGCAACCGCUACCCAAGAGCUAAUUUAUAUGCUGUUGGCUGGUCGCUUGGAGCAAAUAUUCUUGUUCGAUAUUUGGGUCAGGAAUCUCAUUCUUGCCCUCUUUCUGGCGCUGUAUCCUUGUGCAAUCCAUUCAACUUGGUAAUUGCAGAUGAAGACUUUCGUAAGGGCUUUAAUAUUGUAUAUGACAAAGCUCUAGCAAAUUCACUCUGCAAAAUUUUCAAGAAGCAUGCUCUUCUUUUCGAGGACAUCGGAGGUGAAUUUGAUAUUCCAAUGACUGAUAACGCCAAAUCUGUCAGAGAAUUUGAUGAGGGACUAACACGAGUUUCAUUUGGAUUUAAAUCGGUGGAUGAUUACUACUCCAACUCAAGCAGCUCAGAUUCCAUAAAGAAUGUCUCAAUACCUCUUCUUUGCAUUCAGGCUGCAAAUGAUCCAAUUGCUCCAUCUCGGGGAAUUCCGCGUGAAGAUAUCAAGGAAAAUCCAAACUGUUUGUUGGUGGUUACUCCGAAAGGUGGCCAUUUGGGGUGGGUGGCAGGUGGGGAAGCUCCACUUGGAGCUCCUUGGACCGAUCCUGUAGUUAUGGAUUUCUUGGAACAUUUGGAGCAAGCUAGGUCUUCAAUUGUAACGUCUAGCACGAAUCUGGAUGAUGCUCGUCCUGGCACAGCUCAAAGCAUGGGCCUUCACCAACUUGAGGUUGUUCCUUUUCCUACUGGCUCAUUAUCAAAUGCUGUCUCCCAUAAUAAUGUUAUGAACAACAGUCUAAGUGGCAGUAGGACUUAG
Fraxinus pennsylvanica is the source of this 1380-nucleotide messenger RNA. The record is from the annotation of a GenBank genome assembly. Lineage: Eukaryota; Viridiplantae; Streptophyta; Magnoliopsida; Lamiales; Oleaceae.